CUUGAGUAAGCUAACGUUAGCUAGCACAAGGACGAGGAGAAAACAGCAUCUUUGCAUUCAAGCGCUUCUCGGGGAACGUCAAUAAGCGGCAUGUCUUUGUUUUAAAAUAACAACCAAAAAGGAGAUUAUUGUUCAACAGUUAAAUCAUUUGGGCACGAGAACGAAACAUGCUCCGGACUAUGACGCUUGUUUUUUUCCUUGCCUAGUCGAGGAUUGUGAUGCGAGGUGCUCUGGUGAGACCGCGAACGACAUUCGGAAAUUAUUUUUCUUGAAAUAGAAUGAUUGACUCGAAAACAAAGCAUUUGGGUUUACCGAAAGGUGCAUAAAACUACACCGGUCUAGAUGUCAUUGUUGGGCAACUACUUUAGCUAGCUUCAUGCACAUGAAAUAGUAUUUUGCUAACGUAAUGGAGGCACCGUGGGUACAGUUUUAGCUAGCUGGUCACCCAAAAUAUAGCUAUAACGUUAGCUAGCUUCCACAUCCACUUUUAGAGUGUCCUGACCAACAAAAGACAGAAUACUGUAACAUAAAACGGCUAUCUAUGCACUUUGUUGAUAUCUAUCGUGGUUACCUAGCGUUAAGUUAGCUAGCCAAACAAGUAAACUAGGUUGAGACUAGCAGCAGAAUACAUUCUUUCUUGGUUAGGAGGAUUUGUCACGGUCGUUUGACACGAGGUGUUGCCUUUACCUCUUGGUAAUUUCACAACAAUUUACCGUUCCUGGACAUGUGAUAUGGUCAAUUUAUCAAAGGUUUUCUGAAAUUACAAUUUCAGGCUAUAAAUAUUCUGAACUUCAGGCACGCAUCACGUGUCAAACAGUUACAUUUGCUUGCUUGAAAGUUGUCAAUAAUAUGCGAAAUUAUCUAUUGAAAUAGUUGUGUGUGUGGGCACAAAUAGCUGUUUUGUCAAUCAAUUACGUUAACACUCAAAAAGCACUUAUAUUGUCAUUGACAAAGUUGUAAACAUUCUUGAUGAAAGUACUUAUUUGACAAAUUAUGUUAGCUAUUGAAGAAUCAAAGACCAGCAUUCAAAGGCUAGACUGACAUCUACUCAGAAGGCAUCACUUGAAAUAUCUUGUGUCAAGUACAGAGUUCUCGAAUCCAGUCAAUUGCCAACACUAUCUUCCUGGAAAUGAAAAUAUGAAUGUCGAGGAGCAAGCUCUAGAUUUGUGCAAUGUCAAAAUGAAGAAUAAUGUUGGUGACAAUACUACCAAUAACUCGCAAGAGAUCCUACCCCGGCUCUCGGAACUGAUGGAUGGAGAUUUGUGUAAGCAAGACAUUGGCAACGAGGCUGCCAACACGUCCUCUCUAGCCAAGCUCACAGACAACCCACGAAGGGAGGACAACCACCGGUCAAAAGAGACACUAGAAAUCGACGAAGUGAAUGGGAAUAAGAACAACAGCGUCCCAGAUACCCCUGCAAUAGUCAGUUCUGACUUUGAGGUUUAUCAUGACGACCAACGCCAAGAAGAGAGAAUCAAGGAUACAACACCAUUGGCCCUUAUGUUUGCUAUUGAGGAAGGGGAUGAUGGUGGGGAUAUGGACAUUGGUGUGGAUUUGAGUCUGGAUGAAAGUGGCAUCUUGGAGUCAGAACCUACUGACCAGGGACCAUCCCUAGCAGAGGAGACAUCAUCAAGCAGUACCAAUGCAGAUUCAUCAACUCCAGACGCUGUCACCGACAAGGAACCUGAGAAACCCUCAGAACAGGAGGACUCUCCACCUGUCACUGCCCCGGGAGAGGUCCUCUCUCCAGCCCUGGAUGAGGGGGAUGAUAACCACAAAAAUGGCAAGAGGGUGACUUUUCCUUCAGAUGAGGAUAUUGUCUCUGGAGCAGUGGAGCCCAAGGACCCUUGGAGACAUGCCCAGAAUGUGACGGUGGAUGAGAUUCUCUCUGCCUACAGACAGGCCUGCGUGAAACUCAACUGUAAACCCAUCCCCAAAGUGCUUAAACAGAUGCAGGAGCUGAAAGACCUAACUCAUCGAAAUGAAUGCCUGGACCUUAAAGGUGAGAAGCUGGACUAUAAGGCGUGUGAGUCCCUGGAGGAGGUGUUCAAGCGGGUCCAGUUUAAAGUGGUGGACCUGGAGCAGACCAACCUGGAUGAAGAUGGUGCGUCCGCUCUCUUUGACAUGAUUGAGUACUAUGAGUCGGCCACACACCUCAACAUUUCCUUCAACAAGCACAUCGGCACCCGCGGCUGGCAGGCCGCAGCCCACAUGAUGAGGAAGACGAGCUCUCUGCAGUACCUGGACGCCCGCAACACACCCCUGCUGGAUCACUCUGCCCCGUUUGUGGCACGGGCGCUCCGCAUCAGCGGCAGUCUUGCUGUGCUGCACCUAGAGAACGCUGGGCUCUCUGGACGACCACUAAUGCUGCUGGCCACGGCUCUGAAGAUGAACAUGAACCUACGGGAGCUGUACUUGGCUGAUAACAAGCUGAACGGCCUGCAGGACUCGGCACAGCUGGGCAACCUGCUCAAGUUCAACUGCAACAUCCAGAUACUGGACCUCCGCAACAACCACAUACUGGACUCUGGUCUGGCCUACGUCUGUGAAGGCCUGAAGGAACAGAGGAAAGGCCUGGUCACUCUGGUGCUCUGGAACAACCAGCUAACGCACAACGGCAUGGGCUACCUCGCAGCUGCACUGUCCUGUACCCAGAGUUUGGAGACCCUAAAUCUGGGCCAUAACUCUGUGGGGAACGAGGGGGUCCACAAGCUGAAGGACGGUCUGAUAGCCAACCGCUCGGUGCUCCGGCUGGGCCUGGCGUCCACCAAGCUGUCUUGCGAGGGUGCCGUGGCGGUGGCUGAGUUCGUCGCCGAGAGCCCCCGGCUGCUGCGUCUGGACCUGAGGGAGAACGAGAUCAAGACAGGGGGCCUCAUGGCCCUCUCCCUGGCCCUCAAAGUCAACACCUCCCUUCUACGCCUCGACCUGGACCGAGAACCCAAGAAAGAGACUGUGAAGAGCUUCAUCGAUACGCAGCGUUCCCUGCUGGCUGAGAUCCAGAACGGCUGCAAGCGGAACUUCAUCCUAGCCAAGGAGAAGGAGGAGACCGAGCAGCAGAUGCAUUCGGCCUCCAUGGCCGAGAUCGCCACCGAGGACAGAACCAUAGAGGAGGACGGAGCUGAUUCCGGCGAGCAUGUUGAUAACGAUGGGAAAGACAGUGAGUGUGAGGGAGGAGAGGAAGGAGUGAAAGACACUGAGCGCCUGACUGAAAGCCAAUUGGCAGCGAGCUCUGAGGGAGUGGUGUUGCCUUUGCUUUUGGAGUCCGACUCGGACACGGACGACGAAGAGGAGGAAGAGGUGGUUCUCUCUAAAGCUCCCUCCGUCUCCCCCGCCCCCAAACACACUGGUCCUUCAGUCCGAGCGGCGACAACUCAGCACCCCCUCAGUUCCUCACAGACGCCCCCCGCCCCCUCUGCCUCACCAGCUACGGGGUCUGUCAUUUCAGGGAUCACCGUCACAGAGUCCACGGGGGCCCCCGGUACGCCCCCCUCGCCGGGCCGCUGUAUCUCUGUGUCGAGCCCCGGGAGGGGCCACAAGAUCUUCAUGGUGACCAGAGUCGAGAGCUUCUCUGACCAGCAACAGGUCCUGGGGGAGAUUGGCCUGACCAAGCCCCAGGUCUCCAAAGAUCCGGUGGUGUCACUAGUGAAGGAAACCACACAGCAACCACAUCCUCCUUCACAACCCCCACAGGAGGAGGUGAGAACACAACCCCAGACCACGCCCACACCACUGACACAGGAGGAGGUGACACAGAGCCAGCCAGAACAGACACAGCCCCAGGCCACGCCCACACCACUGACACAGGAGGAGGUGACACACAGCCUGCCAGAACAGACACAGCCCCAGGCCACGCCCACACCACUGACACAGGAGGAGGUGACACAGAGCCUGCCAGAACAGACACAGCCCCAGACCACGCCGACACCACUGACACAGGAGCUGGUCCAGAGUUCAGACGAACCACAGACGGUCGAUCCUAAACAGACGGAGCAGAGUCCUGUUGCGCCAGAGCUACCCCCUUCAGAGGAGACCGUAGUAGAGACUCCUAAUGACCUGUCGGAGACGCUAGAACUACCAUCCAACCUCCUAACCCAGCCCACAGAGGAGGAAGUGGAGGGCGUUCUAGAACGUUCACAACCUGUACUGGCGGAGCAGAGCCCAUUAACAGCAGCCCAGCCAUCACACUCACCCUCCCUUCCUACAGAAGUAGCAGCAGCAACACUAGCAUCACCCCAACAGACGGAGCAGAUGGUAGAGACAGCUACAGAGCCCCAGCUAGAACAGUCUGCUGUUGAGCAGCAGUCCACUGAAGCUGCGCUGGAAGGAGAGGAGGUGGUGGUUGUGGAAAAGGAGGAGAGUCAGGACCCAGUAGAAGAGACACUUUGUGAACAGGCGGAGUCUCAAACCAACACAGAGGAGGAAGAUGAGAUGCAGUCAGAACGGCUUCCACAGCAGGACCAGAGUCCGGAACAGGCUCGUGACACAGUUCAGCAACCGUUAGCGCCGCAACCGUUAGCACCUCAGCUAGCUACACAGACUAACACGAAGCCCCUGGGGAGUCUGCUUCAAACAGCACCGCUCCAGUCACAGCCUGAAACAGUGCAGCCAGACUCUGAGCUUCUGCCCCCGCAACAGGAACCGGUAGAGACACUUCCAUGGGCACAGCGACAGGUGGCGCCAGAGAGUCCGGCGGAGCAGGGAGCCACGGAGAGUGUAGCAGAAGCGGAACAGGAACUGUAUCUGUCGGAGGAACAGCAGCAACUAGCAAAACAGGCACUUCCUGUGCAGGUGGAACAGCAGCAACAACAACAUCCUGUUCUAGAGGAACUACAGAAGCAGCAGCUUCAACCAGAGGGGCAAUCACAGACCACUCUUCCCGCUGAGCCCUCACCUGUUCCAGCCGAGACAGACACUUCCCUGGAGGUGGAGGGCCGUAGCUCCCCUCCCAAGGCAGAGGAGUCCCCAGACGAGAGCUCCACGGACGAGGGGGAGAGAGUGGAGGAAGUGGUGGGCUCAGCCCUUCCCAACGGCCUGAAGCCAGAGUUCGCCCUUCACCUGCUGGACCCUGAGGGCCCCAAGCCUGGGCCUGGCAGCUGUGUGAUGGAGCACGUGAGUGUCACAGCAGAGCUGAGCUGUGGUCAGGACCUGGAGGAGCUGUUGCUGGAGGCCAGCCUGGAGACUGGAAGAGACGCACCAUAGCUGUGUCAUGUGGUUCUGUAGGAGAGAGGUACACAGGACUCGUAUCGUCUCUGUCUCUGUGACUCGGCUUGUUGCUCCUCCAAUUUGGUUGUUGUUACCACGAACUCCUCACCACCCCCUCUCUAUGAAAACAGAGGACCAGUUGUCAUCUAAGUCAAACAAAAAAUACACAACAAUAAUCAUUGAGCUUCGUCACAGCAUAUAAGGAAUUCACUUCAAUUGAAACGCGCGCACACUGUAUUGUAAAGAAAAAACAAGAAUGGACACUAAGAAAAUCACACUAACCUUUUGCCUGUCACUACAUUCCGUCAAUCAGGAAACCACGCUCAUGCUGGGGGGGGUGGGGUGAGAAAGAGGUUGAGAGGGACGGAGGGGGUUUAUCACUGCGCUAACCAAAGACACAGGACACACACUGCUCACCCACUGCUCCACCCCGACGUGUGUUCUUCAUAGUGUCGUGGGUUUGCACACUGACACAAAACCAUACUAUUGCCCUCUGCUGGACGAAAGAGAGUGUGCACAGCUGUGUGUGACAGUGUGGGACCCAGACAAGAGGACCCACUGGCUUUGUGUGUCAUUCUCUGACAAUGACAGUGGGGAAACGGAGGGUUUUUAUAACCAAGGAAUGUGUGUGUUACAGUUUUAUCUGUCCCCCCCCCCCACCACCUUGUAAGGGAUCUCUGCCAAAGUGACCGUUUUUUCUUUUCUGUUCUCCGUUCGCUUUGGCCCCCUCAGGAAUCGUCCCCUGCAGUGUCUCCAGCAACGCUCUGGAACACCCAAACCAUCUGUCAUCUGCCAAAAGCACACGGUCUCAGUCACAAAUGAUGUUGGGUUUCCUUUAAGAAUCAGAUAGCGGAGUUACUCCAAUCUAAAGCUUUCUGGGAACCUCUGUAAAUGUUGGAUAACAAAAUGUCUGCCUUUGACGGAGUGAUGCCGUUCAUUGCGGAGAAAGUCUACCGUUUUUUUUUCUCUUGUCUUUUUCUCGACUGGACAGUUAUCAGACGUUCUAUUCCAGGUGGAUUUUUUUUGUUUGUCCGACCCAGAGUGAUUAAAUGUAGUGUGACACUCAAUAGGAGUAUAAAUAAAAAGCAGUCCUCCAUCUUUCUUUGUCUUUUGUUGGUACAACACUGUGCCAUCUCAUUUCCCAACUCAACACAGGAUAAAUGUUGCCUUCGACUCGACUAGGUUUAAUUUCAUCUCUUUUUGUUUUACUGCUUGGAGAAAUCAGUCAUUUUGUAUUUAUUUUAUAGUUGUAUGAGCCUUCGUGUGAUUUAUUUUUCUCCCCUUCUCUUCCUCAUUUUAUUAGUUAUUUUCCAUGGGGUUUGCUUCUAAAGAUUUCCCCAUUUUUGGUGUAUAUUUCAGAUUCAAAUUAGAGCAAUUAUUACGUUUAUUUUUAUUUUUUGGGGGGUGGGGGUAUGGGGUAGAUGAGAGUAUGCUGGGUGGCGGGAUCAACGGAUAUGGCAAUAGGGAGGGGGGGGGGGAAGAGUGCAGUUGUGAAAAUGAACGUUUUCCUAAGGAGGAUGGUUCACAUCACUCUGAUAAAACGCUGACUGAGAGAUUUCCUGUGUUGAAACUGUACAUCUUAAACAGCGCUGUGCUAAAACCACCAGGGAGCGCUGGGGAUAUUGGUGUUUUCCUUGUAGGCCAGGAGGACAUUGAUAUAAACAGGUGGGUGAACGUUUGAGUGAACACAGGGGUCCCUCUGUCUUAUACCAUCUUGGGACAUAUGUGAGCCUGAAUGCCCAACACUGUGAACCUAUGGCCCAGGUACCAAGGGCCCUAUUUAACCGGUAUCUAGAAGGUUCCAGGGUAAGGCAAAAAGGUGCUUUCUUACAGUGCAAGAAGAGUACAGGUUUGUCUCAGCUGCGGAAUCCUCUGGAUAUAGGUUUUGGUUGAAUAGAGCCCCUUGUCUCAAUCCCACUGUUCUGUCUCCCCUGGUCAACCAGGUUGUUUCUCAGCCCAGGUAAUCAUGUCUGUGCUGCCCCCGCUGUUUGUAAUGCUUUAAUUUUUAGUAAUUUUUAAUUAUUUGUUAAAUUAAUUCGAAAUGCUGGUAAUCACAGAUAUGUAUGGCAAAACAUUUUUGUUCCUCUCUCAAAUAAAUGCAUGUACUGACUAA
Salvelinus namaycush (lake trout) is the source of this 7315-nucleotide messenger RNA. RefSeq names its product protein phosphatase 1, regulatory subunit 37 (gene ppp1r37). The transcript has 13 exons. Gene Ontology annotation, molecular function: protein binding. The record is from RefSeq and is a predicted model, not a curated record. NCBI's taxonomy places the organism in Eukaryota, Metazoa, Chordata, Actinopteri, Salmoniformes, Salmonidae. Bases 1138 to 5199 code for a protein of 1353 amino acids.